This is a messenger RNA of Arabis nemorensis, 588 nucleotides long. Lineage: Eukaryota; Viridiplantae; Streptophyta; Magnoliopsida; Brassicales; Brassicaceae. The record is from the annotation of a GenBank genome assembly.
AUGUCUUCUUCAGUUUCAUCUGCAUCCACAGGAGCGAAAUUUGUUCCAGAAGAAGAUAAUUUCUUGCAGAGACAUGUCGCCUUCUUCGAUAGGAACAAAGAUGGUAUCGUUUAUCCAUCAGAGACAUAUCAAGGAUUUAGAGCAAUUGGAUGUGGAUAUUUGUUGUCUGCAUUCGCUUCUGUGUUCAUUAACUUGGGUCUUAGCAGCAAAACUCGUCCGGGAAAAGGAUUCUCAUGGUCGUUUCCUAUAGAGGUUAAGAAUAUCCAUCUUGCCAAACAUGGUAGCGAUUCAGGCGUUUACGAUAAAGAUGGAAGGUUUGUGGCUUCGAAGUUUGAGGAGAUAUUUGUGAAGCAUGCGAAAACACAUCCCGAUGCUUUGACGAAUGAGGAACUCAAACAACUUCUCAACUCAAACAAAGAAGCUAAUGAUCGUAAAGGAGCGAUUGCAUCAUACACGGAGUGGAAGAUAUUGCAUUAUUUGUGCAAAGACAAGAACGGUUUGUUGCAUAAAGAUACGGUGAGAGCGGUCUACGAUGGUUCUCUUUUCGAAAAACUCGAGAAACAAAGAGCUUCUAAGAAAGAUCCAUAA